AUGACCAGAGUAUAUCAUCCACGGCCACAAUAUGCGUCACAGCGCAGCAGCACCCUUGAGCAGCCGCGAGCCGUCGCCAAAAAGAAGAAGCCCUACAAGAUUGUGCUCGAAGCGGUAACGCAGGAAAAGAAGAAACUGCACUCGAUCUUGACGUAUGCAUCCAACGCGCCCACUGGCUUCGGCUUCAUUCCCGCUGGACAUCCAGAGUUCACGGAAUGGUGCAAGGAGCAGUGUCGCCAGCGCAACCUCGACGUACAUAUUGUUUCGGCCAAACCCAAGAACAAGAUGCAUUCCGAUCCCGAGAAAUUAUCUCAUCACGUCCACCGAGUCGGACAUCAUUUUCCUUUGCAGAUUAUCGACCUUGCAUGCAGCAAGUUCGGGUAUACGUAUGAUGAAAGCCAGGGCCUCCAGAAAGCCAAGGAUGGCGACAGGACCAACUGGAUUGCCCGGCGCUUCGAGGACUACUCUUCACGGCAAGUUAAACAAGGACGUCCCACGACAGAAAAGGAGACCAAAGGCUACAUCCAUGGUGCCGUUCGCGAAAUGUUUCCCAAGAUCCCUGACGAUGAUUUGCAAGCCAUUGUUACCCAUGCCUUUGAGGAGGGAACAAACCGGGUAGGUAAUGCCAAGGAACUUUCAUUGGCUCGUAGAGUGCAGCUUGCUGUUGUCGCCCAUAUUCGUCACACGUAUACAGAUUACGACAAGCUGCUCAAAAGUGGCGGUUGGAUGGAGGCUCGGUCCAAGGUUGAGAGUGUCUCCCUUGCCAAACUCAAAGAGUGGCGCGACGAAGCCGAUGAGCAAAGCAAUGAGCUUGAAGAAACCUUCCGUGAGGUCAUUGUUCUUGAUGAUGACGAUGAACCAAGCAGCGAUCGCCAUUCCACGUCUACGCCUGAUGAACGUGAGCAAAGCAUGGAAAUUGUUUCCAGUCGUGCUACUGCGCGCGAUUUGCAACCCGAACUUCAUGCCAACUACCCUCGUAAUGAUAUGAGAGGUGUAGCAAGAAGAACAAUUGUUCUUUCGCGAUACCCUCCACCUCCACGAUCAGGUCCAUUGCCUGGCUCUUCACACCCCCAGCCAUUCUCUCAGCUACCACCUCCACCUCCACCUCCACCUAUGCACGCAACACUAAACUCUGAACCACGCCUAGGGCACCACGGCGAAGCAUAUCGCUAUGGCACACACGAUCUGAAUGACAAACGAGCAAGGCCAGCUGACUCUGGUACAAGCCAACGGGCCGAGCCUAUUUUGCACGAAAUCGACGGGCAAUUGUAUAAACUUCAACCCAUCAAGGAGCCACAAGAUGAUUCAAUGAUGCGGUAUGACCACCCUCCAUCGCGACGCAUACAAGGCAUGUAUUCGCGUCCUGCAUCCCCUCGAUUUAGUAUGCAGGAAAGACCACCCACGAACACAAAACGCAUGGCAGAUCACGAUCUUGUACUCCCUUCUGUUGAGCGUGAAACAGUUGAUCUGACUUCGCCACCACGCCGUAAUACAAAUGCACAUCACCCAGUGCAGGAUCACAACAUGCUAGACAGGCACUACAUUCAGGUACAGUCGCCAAAACGUAAAGCGCUGAAUACUUUCACGGACGAAAGAGACGCCCAAGCAGACCAACAGCCGAAACGUUCAAGGCCUAUGUAUCGUGAAGAAAUCCAUCCCAGAACCUACCAAGGUGGGCCACUUGAGUUCCAUUCAAGUCAACCAAUGGGUCCUCUUCACAGUGCUCCACGACCACCGCCUCCAGAGCAUGUCAUUGAUCUAACAAACAGUCUAUAUGGUCCGCCUACCAACAAUGUCAGAGGUCAAUAUGUACCUCAACGACCUACUGCAGAUGUUGAUCCUCGUGGAUACGUAUACGCUCCUCCUGUAACGCAUCGACAGCCUGCGCGCGAUGUGAGAGAACCUCAUCAUCAGGUACCGGCUGGCGCACCUUGUCGUACUUACGUGCCCAAUGCCAGGGCGUACGACAACCGGAAUCCAGCCCGUGACUAUAUCUCGUUGCGAGACGGACGUCAGAUACCUCGGUUCGAGGAAGAGAGUCUGCAAUACAUGAGAACCGGAGUUCGAUAUGGUGCUUAG
Molecule: messenger RNA, 2079 nt
Organism: Bipolaris zeicola 26-R-13
Lineage: Eukaryota; Fungi; Ascomycota; Dothideomycetes; Pleosporales; Pleosporaceae
Exons: 5
Coding region: 1-2079 (692 amino acids)
Source: RefSeq, a predicted model, not a curated record